UGCAAUCAUGGGAGAAAACGAUUUCUUUCCCAUUGAAAGUAGCACCACCGAUCCGGCUACUCCUUCUCAACCUACCUUCACAGAAUUUGCUACUCAAAUGGCUGAGUUGAUGAAAACACAAGCAUCAACAUCGACUACGACUCCGACUCCGACAAUUACCUACGAAACCUCCUCUGCACAAAUUGGCAUUAAAUUGGAUGGCUCCAACUAUGCCUUAUGGUCUCAAGUUAUUGAGAUGUAUGUUGCUGGCAAAGACAAGCUGGGAUAUCUCAUUGGUGAACUCCCAGCACCUUCUCAGACACCCUCUACAUUCAACCGAUGGCGGACAGAAAAUGCAAUUGUGAAAGGGUGGCUAAUCAACUCCAUGGAGCCAAGGUUGAUUGGCAACUUCAUUAGAUUCCCGACGGCCAAAGGAGUAUGGGAUGCAAUAGCCACAACUUACUUUGAUGGCACUGACACCUCCCAGGUGUAUGAUCUUAAAAUGCGAAUCUCCCGUAUGCGACAAGGGGGAGGCUCGAUUGAAACUUACUACAAUGAUCUCCAAGGCUUAUGGAGAGAAAUCAAUUUUCGUCGUCCAAAUGAGAUGAAGUGUGAGCUGGAUAUCAAGAAAUACUAUGAUAUCAUCCAAGAAGAUCGAGUUUAUAUUUUCUUGGAUGGUUUGGAUGAUCGACUUGACAAAGCCCGAAGUGAUGUGCUCCAAAUGAGUCCAUUCCCUACAGUAGAGCAAGCCUAUGCUCAUGUUCGACGAGAAGAUAUUCGACAAGCUGUGAUGUUAGGAGCUCCAACACCAACCGGAGUAGGAUUGGCAACAAAAGGAACAUACCGACCCUCUCGCCCAACUAAGAACUCUUCAUCUUUUAGUGACUCAGGUAACUGUGGAUAUGUAUUUCAUACAUCAUAUACAAGUGACUCCACAUGUUGGAUUAUUGAUUCAGGAGCCACAGAUCAUAUGACGUUCGAUCCAACUGAUUUUCUAAGUACAACUACACCACAACGAACAAGUAUUGCCAACGCAAAUGGUGUUACCUCUCCCGUGGUCGGUGCUGGAACCAUUGGCCUCUCUCCAUCCCUUACUCUUCAAAAUACUUUGCUUGUCCCAUCGUUGUCUAAUAAAUUGAUGUCUGUUGGCCAAGCUACUGAGCAACUAAAUUGUUGUGUACUCAUGUAUCCCGACUUCUGUUUAUUUCAGGAUAUUCUCACCAAGGAGAUCAUUGGUCGUGGUACUAAGAGAGGGGGGUUGUACUAUGUGGAUGAUUUCAGUAUGGGAAAGGCACAUAGUGUGAAGCACUCAUCGACUUGGAAUGAUCGACAACUUUGGCUAUGGCACCGACAUUUGGGGCAUCCGUCUUUUGGCUAUAUGAGACAUCUAUUUCCAGAUUUGUCUUCAAAUUCCUGUACCACUGAUUUCCAAUGUGAUACUUGUAUCUUGGCCAAGAGCCACAGAGCCUCUUAUCCAUCAAGUACAAUGUUAAGUUUUGCAAGUGCUUGUGAUGGAUAA
Messenger RNA from Prunus avium (sweet cherry), 1498 nucleotides. The record is from RefSeq and is a predicted model, not a curated record. NCBI's taxonomy places the organism in Eukaryota, Viridiplantae, Streptophyta, Magnoliopsida, Rosales, Rosaceae.